UUCUAAACUCACUAGCAAUCCUCGAUCAGAGGCAGAAUUGGCCACGGUUUUCAAUUAAAUAUUAUUUUUCUGUACUUAAUCUCUUAGCUUUUUUAGUGUAAUCCUGUUUUUGGGGUUCACAGCUUGCAAAGAAGUGACUAGCUAAAGGAAACAAGAGAAUUGAAGCCACCAUAUAUAUACCUUUCAAUUAGAAUGUUCAUCACUCGAUGUAUUUGCAUGUUCUCUUGUCUCUUACAAACCCUUCAAGUACAAAUAGUCCUCUACACGACAACACAGAGACAUAUACUCCCAACUUCUUCUUUUAUCUUUUCAACUUUGUGAUCCUUAAGAGUCCUCUCGUUGGCUAAUCAUGUCAUUCAUUCCCUCAUUUUUCAUCGUCUUCUUGUGUCUUUCCAUGCAUGCAUGUAUCGCUCGGCAUAUUGGUUCAGUCAAUGUUGGAGGAAGGGUUAAGCAAAAGAUCAAGAUCGAUGUCGACCCACCAGUUCAAGGGACAAUUAGAGAGGGCAUCGUUGAUAACAUUGAUGGUGCUAUGAUGACUAACCAUCAAGAACCAAAAAUCGACUCAAAGGUUGUCGGAGAAAGUUCAGGAGAUGAUGAGAUAUUUAAGUCUCCUUCUUCCCUCGUGGUACCACUAAAGGCAACAAGUGUAGAGGGAUCAACAAGAAGAAAAGGACUUUCGUUAGUAAGAUUUGGCUCCAAUCUUUUCAACCGCAAAGUACAUGAAGUUGCAGAGGUGAUAGAUUAUGACCCACCACAUCGGACACCGCCGAUUCAUAAUAGAAAAGUCUAGAUAUAUAGCCGCCUAGCUAUACAUAAUGUAAUGCUCAACCCUAAUUUUCUCUUAUGUAUAAUAAAAUGGAGGAAUAUU
This is a messenger RNA of Hevea brasiliensis (rubber tree), 868 nucleotides long. RefSeq lists its product as uncharacterized. NCBI's taxonomy places the organism in Eukaryota, Viridiplantae, Streptophyta, Magnoliopsida, Malpighiales, Euphorbiaceae. The transcript has 4 exons. Bases 350 to 790 code for a protein of 146 amino acids. The record is from RefSeq and is a predicted model, not a curated record.